ACUACCUACUUUCAUGAAUAAGUGCACUGGCAAGGGUUGGGAAAAAAAAGUAACAUCUGCAGCUGAAAGGGCAGAGACCAGACUGAUUUAAUAGUUAGCUGAUCUGAUUGUGCACAGGGGCUGAGUAAGCUAUCUAUGGGAAAAGGGAAGUAAAACUGGACGGAAUGCGGGAAAGGAUUCAAAAAUGUUAAGGCAAGCUUGACCCAUAGUGGAAACUAGAGUUUUGUGAAAUCACCUCAGAAUGAAGAAUGUGUCUCCUUGGGACUCCCCAGAAGACUAAAUGGGGAACUAUAUAAGCUUCACAGUUGAAGUAGCAUCAUAGAGGACUGCAUCCUCACAUCUUCUCCAUCAGAAAAGUAUGUGUCCUUCCUGGUGCACUGAAAACCAUGAAUGGACUGAAACCACUGUGAACCUCUGCCAAAGCCUGCUCACACUGUCCACCCUCACAGCAUCGGUGAGAGAAGGUGCACGUGUUCAUUGCACACCGAGUGCAGAAGUGCCUCUCGGUCCUGUACAAAAGGUUCUCCUAGGAGCAACUCACCUCAGGGAAACAGCACUGGUCUCACCUGGAAUGUCUUUCUUUGACUCAGGAAACCUCAUUGCAGAUUGUUUUGAUGUGCUGAACAUUCACACAUUUUCCUCUACAUGACCAGUGUCACUUAUUAGCCAAUGUAUUGUGAACCUUUUGAUAUGGCUCCAGGUGCUAAUCCCUGGAUACAAUAUAUCUGAGAAUUUAAAAGCAAAACUAAUCAGAGACAAGAUAAAUCAGUUAGUCAAUGAAAAUCUCUGAACACGGAGGCAUAUGAACACAGAAGGUGCAAAAGGAAAACAUCACGUUCUAACUACUUUUUCAACCAAAUUCGCAACUAAAGAUUAUCAGUUUCCUCAGACCGCGGCCCAAAAACAUUUGCUAUGGUGCGUGUUACAGUCCUGCUGAUAUUAAGCUUUUUCCAGCAUAAGACACUGUUUUCCACAAUCCUGGCAAGUGGACAAGAAGACAUAAAGGAUGCACUUAGGCUGCAUAAUGUUCUGUGGGCCACCAAGAAUGAUUCAAGAGUUAUUUUGUCCUGGAACAAUAACCUGACAAAAGAAGAAACCAAGAAACACAGUGUGAAGUAUAUUUUGAUUUAUAAGUUCUUCAAUACGACUAAGGAAAGGAAAGAAAGACUGGAGGAGAAAGAAAAGAUAAUACAUCUUAAUUUACACUCUGGUUUUAAUGCUAAAGUUAAGACACAACUUUUUGCCAAAGAAACAGAAGACAUAAUUAAGGAGGGUGACUGGACAGAAUUUACUUACAAGGCACCUCCAGUCUACAUUCAGAAUCUUUCGUGCAUCAUAUAUAACAUUUCUUUUUUCAAUUGCACCUGGAACAUCAAAGCAGAAGCUCCUGAAGAUAUCCAGGUCUUUGUCUCAUAUAGACAUGUAGGAAAAGUUUUUGCAUGCCAGCAAUAUAUAAAAAAUGCAAGGAAGAAAAAUAUUGGAUGCUAUAUGAAAGAAAUGCAUUUCCAACCAUCAAGGAAAAUAAAUUUAAAUAUAACUGUGAGAAAUUUGAGAAAUAGUUUGAGAGGACUGUCUUAUUACAAAGCUUUCACACCUCAGACAAUAGAGAAGCUGAACCCGCCAAUCAACGUCUCAAUUUCCUUUGAAAACAGAAGUCUUAAAAUUCACUGGAAACCACCACCUACUAUUGGGUCAGCAAGGAAAAAGUGUUUUUUGUACCAAGUGAAAAUAACAGAUCGUAAGAUUGUAAAUGUCACUGGAGAGGACUAUAAAUAUCCAUUUCAUAAGCCAGAAAAAAAAUGUGCAGCACAAGUGAGGGUAAAGAAAGAGAUUUGCAUAGCAAACAAGAUCUGGAGUGAAUGGAGUGAACCAGUAUUUAUUCACGAUGGCUGGUAUUGGGUCAUAACUAGGGGUCCAUGGCACACGCCAGGCUCACGUGGCUCUGCUGUAGGGACGGAGAGUCCCCACUCUGAGUUAUAAUUCCCUGGCCUUUGCGGAGCGGUUGUCCUGGGUUAAGUUACACCUGACUCUCGACAGCCUUUAGGAAAUAAUAAUAGUCAGCAGCUGGCAAGGUCCUAACACCACCCUCCCUCCACCCUGCUGCCUUGCCCUGCAAAGGGCAGCCCACAAACCUCUAAAAAUACUUUCAACUGGAGUUAGUAAGCCAAGAAAUCCACAGAAGUCAUAACAUUCAUCAAACCACAUAGUCUUUAAGGACGAAGUCCAAUAUCUCCCUUAUUACACUGAUGGAAUAAUUUCUUAUCUGACAGAGAUAGGAAAUGGUUUAGCUCUCAUUCAAAUAUAUGUGCUCUGUCCCCAACAGCUCACAGGAGCACAAAGUAAACAAGAGUUUUGCAAUACUUUUCCUUCAACCUCUAUGAAGAAAACACCAAACAUAGGUGUGUUUACAAGAUAAACUUGUGCUUUCCAUGAUGAGAAAAAUGCCUCCACAUGCAGAGGGUUCCUGACGUCAGGCUAGGCAGAGAGGAAGUAGCACAAUGGUGUGAUGAUGUAUUUAUAGUGAGAAACUUGUGUCUGUGUGCCAACACACAAAAAAUGGUACAGUACUAUGGGCAGUAAAACAAAACAAGAUAAGUAUCAUUAUUUAAUACAACAGACUGUAUUUUUGGAAUAUGUCUUUUUGAUCUUUGAGCUUCAAAUACAUAUUUGUCUGAGGACAGGAAAUGCCAGGUGAGACAUUGUAACUUUUGAAAUGGAUUGAAUGUAAAUUCAGUUAUAGAGUUUACUGGAUACUGGCUGCCUACUCUAUCAGACGCCUCAUUGUUCCCCACUGGUCUGCUGAAACCUUUUUUGACCUAAAUUCAUCCAUUUAAUUUCAAAAGCAUUCCACCUGUCAAAUAUCUGGAGAGAGAAACCUAAUUGCCCUUCAUGUUCAUUGUGGUGAAGGAGAUAACUUUUCAGGCCAUAAGGGUCUUGAAUUACUCUUUAGAGAUCCCUCUUUCUUCUCAGUAAAGACAGAGAGAAUCUAGGACCAGUGCAUGGCCUAGGAGGAGUCUGUUUGGUCUGUCUGCCUGCCAGAGGCCAGAUAUGUCUCAUGUGUAGAUAGGGGAAAUCAGAAGAGGUCCUCUGGCUGGAGGCAUGUAGAUUUACUUGCUCCCUGCCAGCCUUUCACCAGAAGAAGGAAAUGGAUUUGAGCAGUCACCCAUUCUGGUUCCAGCCUACCAAACCUUGCUCUCAGAAUCUGCCAGUCUCCUUUAGCUGUUUUUGACACUGCUGCUUUCCCAGAUCCCUUUACAGCUGUUGCUGAGGUUCAAGAGUCACAGCAUGUUUCCUCCACUUCAAAAAAGUUUAUGAUGGACAAGACCACCAUGGCACAUAAGCUGUAAUAUCUGCAUGUGUUCGGUGCAGCAUGAUUUACCCUGGAGUAUACUGCACAUGUGGUGCAGCAACUCCCCUCCUUCCUAUUCAGGAAGGUUUUUAUAAAAUUAAACUAUGGAGCUACUCCAUUGGAGGGUAAAAUGCUCAGCCAAAUCUCUUUACAUACCUCCUUUGAUGCUGACACACAUUUUUCUGUCCAUUUUAUUCUGUAUUUUCUGGAAACUAUUCUAUCUGCUUCUAAUUGGGAACAUGUAUAAACGGACAUUAUACAAGUAACCUGAAAAGUAAAACAUCCAUUCAAUAUUUUUAUUUUGAAAUGUGUUGAUUUUUCUGGUGUUAUAGGAUCUCUUUCUCCUGAAAUUCUUGUGGAAGCAUGGCAUGACCUGCUUUCUGUUUGCUUCUCCAUGGCACUCUACUGUUUCAUCUAGGAAAUGUGCAACAUUUCUUUAAGAAUGCAUUUUAAAAAGGCAUUUUAGCCUUCAUUUAAGAAAAGCUGAAACAUCAAAAUAAAAUAACAUAAUUCAAAACAUAACUAAAGUAUUUGUUCUGAAAUGUUCCUUUGACAUGAAAAGAAUUUACUAAUUUUCUCAUGAGGAAAACAUUAAUUCUCCUUUGGAAUUAGCAUAUGCCCUUGAAAAAAACCCUCACAAUUUAACCUGAACUGAGCUGUUUAGUAUAGAAACUUUCUGCUAAAAAAA
Hirundo rustica (Barn swallow) is the source of this 4037-nucleotide messenger RNA. Its product is annotated as interleukin-5 receptor subunit alpha-like. The coding region runs from base 913 to 1980 and encodes 355 amino acids. Gene Ontology annotation, molecular function: cytokine receptor activity; protein binding. Lineage: Eukaryota; Metazoa; Chordata; Aves; Passeriformes; Hirundinidae. Gene Ontology annotation, cellular component: external side of plasma membrane. The transcript is spliced from 11 exons. Gene Ontology annotation, biological process: cytokine-mediated signaling pathway. The record is from RefSeq and is a predicted model, not a curated record.